AUGUUCGGCACCCUGGUUCUGCUGCAAAUAUCCCCCCUGUUCCUGACGGUUUUCAAAACUUGCGUUCGAGCCCAAGCUCCACCUGAUUGCCCUUAUGAUACGACAUUUGACUUUGAGAGUGCGGCACAGUUGAGAUGCUUUCAGACUAUUGUCUCGCCGGCGGCUGGAACGAUAACCCUUUCUAACCAUAAAAAGACUGUCAAAUAUGGAUCAUCAUCUCUGAAAUGGGAAACCACUGGUGCAUCAAAGUUGCAGUUGAAAUCGCCAACGUUUACCAUUCCUAACAGUUGUCAGGGAGAUGGUGGCGUCAAAGUCUGGAUCUACAAAGAAGCGAUGUCAGGAAAAACACUGCAAGUGGAAUUCAAAUAUUCUUCGACCACUGUUGGAAGUUUCAUCGCAAAUGACUUUAAAGGAUGGCGUGGGAUUUGGGUCGAAUUUAAAGAAUGCAGGGCAGCGGACAAUAGCUUAGAUAGCCCAACUGUUAUCGAUGAGGUCAACUUUAUGGGAAACGGAGCUCAAACCGCUUUUAUAGACAAGCUGGAGUUUAAGUGUAAUAUUAGAAAGCAAUCACGGGACAAAGUUGUUCCCCCAAUAAGUCCAUUUGGUUUGAAUUGCUACGACAAAAGCGACUUUUGGCAACAGACGUAUCGGUGGAGUCAGCAGGAAAUCCCAGCGUCACCAAGUACUAUUGACGUAGAAAAAAGAAACCAUUUGGAUCAUAUCAAAAACCGCCUAAAGAACUGGUAUUCGGAUGAGACUGUAACGUCACCUAACUACCCCAGUGGAAGCGCUCUGGAAGAACGAUGGAAGACCCUAAAGAAAAGUUUCAAUAGAGCACAUGAUAAAUACGAUGAUUUAACCUUUGAUCCGGUAACUAAACAGAUUGUAGGACCUCCUUUGUUUUGCAGAAAUUGUGAACCCAAUGUUAAAUUUGGAGAUAUCAUGAUUAAAAUUCUCCUACCACUAACACUAGAAUACCAUCUAAGCUCGCGUACAAACGAAAUAACAGCAGUUGCCACAGAACAGCGGUCAAAUAUAAACAAUGCUGCAAUAGAAACCCUUAACCGUCAUCGGCUGAGUAGGAUAAACAACCUUCUUGAUUUCGCAAGGGAUCAAGGAUUUACAGAUGGCAGUGGCUUGGGAUCCCUGGACCAUGAAAUGAACCUGGAUGGUGCUGGGUUCAUGCACUCUCUGUUUCUCCUUAGUGACUCUAUGUGUAAUCCUCUCAACCAAAGCAGAUUACGGGAUUUGAUAGCGUCAGCAAAAUGGUACAACGACUUUGGAGAGAUCUAUCAAACGCCAUCUUUUGAAUUAAAAGGAACGACUGCUGACCGUAUGAUCACGCUAAUGCUGUAUAGACUUAUUAUUGUACUUGUGAUGCCGACUAAUACUGAUGAUGAAAUCAAAGCUAAAAUCCGUGACAUGGAUGCCUUGAGUCGGUGGCAGAAUAACACGUUGUCUAUCAAUGAAGGUCUUGGAGGACUAAUAAAACCAGACUACUUGGUGUAUCACCAUAAAUCGUUCUACGGAUCAGCCUACGGUCCACCAGCCCUUCAUAACGCAGCUCUAGUUCAAUAUCUUCAGGGAGGAACUAAGUAUGCCUUAUCUUCGACAAGCGUGAACCAUAUCCAAGGAGGACUAGAAGCACUACGACUCAUGGCAGUCAAGUACUCCACUCCACCCAGUGUAAGCGGACGUUACCCAGAAUACUCGAACAAGGUUCUCGUGAAGAAUCUUCCUGCCUAUGCAUACAUCAGUGUAUCUUAUCCGUCUACUUUACCGACCUCAGUGCCAACAGGUAUAAGUGUAAGCAGUUUGAAUAAUCCAGAAUGGUUCCUGCGGUUAUACAAUGACUCAACUGUCAACAGUUAUCUAGAGGAUGGAGCGCCAAACAAAAAAAAGUACUAUUUCAACAGUCUGGGAUCUUUGCAGAUAAUGGAAGCAGUUAAAUCCUCUGCCGUAUUACAAGGCAAAUCGCAAGAGCAGUACCUUGAAGGUCAUUGGUCCAAGAACUUCGCCGCUCUUUCUAUACAUCGACGUAAGACUUGGGCAGUGACUGUAAAAGGUUUCAAUAACUUUGUCUGGGACUACGAAACUUCAGCGGACGAAAAUGUGCUCGGGUUAUUUGCCAGUCAUGGUGCCGUCCUUAUCGCAAAUGAUGAAACAUCCCUUCAGUGUCAUGAUAUUGAAAACGGAUGGGAUUGGUCUAAAAUUCCUGGUACUACUACUAUCGCCUUAGGAAAUCCGAACAUAGAUGACUUAAAUAUUGGUAGAACCGGGAGAUUUUACAAUAAACGCAAAUUUUCAGGAGGACUCACUUUUAAGGGGACAAUGACCUCGAAGAGCGGACUGUUUGGCAUGAACUUUGAGCAACCGGAAUACGAUGUAUCAGGAUGGCGUGGGAGCAUUACGUUUAGAUUCAAAAAGUCAGUUUUCAUGUUUGAAAACCUUUUAGUUGGCUUGGGAAGUAACAUUGUACUUCAAAAUAAUAACAGGAAAAUUGCUCAAACAACAUUAUUUCAAGACAAACUGUCAUCUUCGUCUUUUAUCAAAGUUGAUGGAACAGAAAAGGUCGCAUCGACUGAUUACAGCCACAAUCCGUCGUCAUCCUCAAGCACUACACUUACAGACGCAAAAGGAAACCUGUAUUACAUACCCAUGAACAGUAGUCCCAUGUUAAAGGUCACCGUCGCAACGCAGACAUCCAAAAAAGAGGAUGGAGAAACGAGCACAUCUGGAAGAUAUGGUACGGCGUGGUUUGAACAUAGCUCGGCAAACCCUAGCUACGAGUACGCUGUCUUGAUACCGACUGCAUCGUAUCAUGCUCAGCUGAGUGACUUGAAAACGGCCCAGGACACUGAGAAUAACGAGGUCUACAAAGUCUUGAGGAAGAAUGCUCGUGCACACGUUGUUCAAUUUCUCAAAUCACCCAAGUCUUGGUCAACCCUUAGUCAUCCUGUUACAGGUUACGUCAUGUUUAGAGGUGAGAGUGCUUUGCCAGAUGAUGGGCCAAUAACGGCAGUGACCUCUGGAGAUUGUCUUCUAAUGGCGGAAGAAACAACGCAAUUCAUCCAUCUCGCGAUAACCUAUCCCGACUUAGCCUUGAGUGGUGCAGGUUCUCUAACAAAUUCAAAAGACGUGGGAGAACGUUUGCUGUACACCUCUGCAAGUACAGAAAAGAGUAUAUCAGAAACUCUUAGGAAUCCCGUACAGACGACUAUUGCCGAAACACAAGUCCAUGGAACACCUGAAAAUUACACACCUAAUGUGGAAAUUAGUGGCCAAACCAUCCGUUUUAGAAAUCUGAAAAAUGGGUUCACUGUCGAAGUGAAAUUGACGAGGAUAACAUCAUAA
This is a messenger RNA of Stylophora pistillata, 3354 nucleotides long. RefSeq lists its product as uncharacterized. Gene Ontology annotation, molecular function: carbohydrate binding; lyase activity. The record is from RefSeq and is a predicted model, not a curated record. Gene Ontology annotation, cellular component: extracellular region. Gene Ontology annotation, biological process: carbohydrate metabolic process; glycosaminoglycan catabolic process. Lineage: Eukaryota; Metazoa; Cnidaria; Anthozoa; Scleractinia; Pocilloporidae.